UCACCACUGUUUACCUUUACCUUUACGUCCUACGUCUUGCUGUGCGCCUGUGUUCGUCUUGUUAGCAGUCGGUUGUUGUGCGCGGGGCGGGGAAUAACAGUAUGACACUGGCGGCCACCGUGACCCGCGUUCCUCUCCGCACCAUCAGCCAUGAUAGAUUGGCGUGCGGUGGAGAGAAGAGAAAGAACAGAUUACAAUAAUACACUACCACUACCACAGAGUACAGAGCUGCUGCAGCCGCGGCGGCGGUAGUAAUUGUUGAAUGGUGUUUGUGUGUGUGUGUAUACCUAAUACCUAUGAAAUAAAGAAAAAGAAAGGAGGAAAAUCGUUCUCUCACGUCACCGCCGUUAAUACGAUACGGUCGUCGUUCCCGUACGAGACUGAGUGCACUGCUCGGCGCUCGCUGCGGAUCCUCGGACUUUCGGGAUUCCGAUAAUUUUAUUUCUCUACCCCGUCGGACGAGCGAACGAUAUUAUUUGUCUGCCCCGUUGUCAUCCAUAUAUCUCCGUCGCGUUCAUUGUCCGCACAAAUAUGGUCUUGAGCUUACGAAUUGCGCACCGACGUGCUGCACGCCAAUACGUCAACCGCGGAGACGAUACUUCCCGGUCCUCAACAUCUGUCGCCGAACUCGAAAUAGACGUUUGACUUUUGUACAUUGGUCGUCUAAUCAAUAAUGUCACUGUCAUUUACGAUGUAGUUGAGUCUUUUCGUGUCCGACGAUAGGAAUUUCGCAUUGUGACCAUUCAAAUAGAAGUGCCCAACAUCAUGAUGCGUACAAAACGGCACGAAUCCGAACAGCCCAACAUAUAUGCUCUGCUUCAAGAGGAUCCACUGCGAGAACUGUUUGAAGCUUGCAAAUCGGGUGACUUGAACAAAGUCAGACGGCAAAUAAAUGCCGAGACUGUCAACGCUAGAGAUACGACCGGCAGGAAAAGUACUCCUCUACACUUCGCAGCAGGAUUUGGGCGUCGCGAUAUAGUUGAACUAUUGUUAGCUGCUGGAGCAUCUAUUCAAGCUCACGAUGAUGGUGGACUGCAUCCAUUACAUAAUGCCUGCUCAUUUGGACAUGAGGAUGUGGUGGGUUUAUUACUAGAAGCUGGAGCCGAUCCUAACACUAGAGACAAUUGGAAUUAUACACCUCUUCAUGAAGCAGCUGUCAAAGGAAAAAUUGAAAUAUGUAUAGCUUUAUUACAACAUGGAGCAGAUCCGACAAUUCGAAAUUCAGAAAAUAAAUCACCUAUUGAUUUAGCCAAUGUUAGUGGAGUUCCUGGUAUCAACGAAGUGUUAGUGGGAGAAUGGCGAAAAGAUGAAAUUCUUGAAUCUAGUCGAUCUGGUGAUGAUGCUAAAUUAUCAUCACUCUUAACACCUCUUAAUGUGAACUGUCAUGCAAGUGAUGGACGUAAAUCCACACCUUUACAUUUAGCUGCUGGUUUUAAUCGUAUCAGAUGUGUUCAAUUACUCCUUAGGCAUGGUUCUGAUGUCCAUGCAAAAGAUAAAGGCGGUCUUGUUCCAUUACAUAAUGCUUGUUCAUAUGGACACAUAGAAGUUACAGAAAUGCUUAUAAAGCAUGGGGCUUGUGUUAAUGCUAUGGACUUAUGGCAAUUUACUCCUUUGCAUGAAGCUGCAUCUAAGUCACGCGUAGAAGUUUGUUCCUUAUUAUUAAGCAAGGGUGCUGAUCCAACAUUACUGAAUUGUCAUUCCAAGUCAGCUAUCGACUUAGCGUCCACACGAGAGCUACAAGAAAAAUUAUCUUAUGAAUUUAAAGGUUAUUGUUUAUUGGAAUCAUGUCGUGCAGCUGAUGUCUCAAAAGUUAAAAAACUUCUAAGUUCAGAUAUUGCUAAGUUUAAACACCACUUAACUGGAGAUACUGCUUUCCAUAUUGUAGCUGCAUCAUUGGGUUCAAAGCGCAAGCAAGUUAUCGAACUUUUAUCUCGUAAAGGGGCACAAAUUAAUGAAUCUAAUAAAGAUCUAUUGACCCCUUUACAUAUAGCUGCAGACUAUGGUCAUUUUGAUGUUAUGGAAACAUUUAUCAGACUUGGAGCACGAGUUAAUGCUACUGAUGGACUUGGACAAACAGCUUUACAUCGAUGUGCAAGAAAUGAUUGUUUACAAGGCUGUAAAAUACUUUUGUCGUACAAUAUUGAUACAAACAUAACAUCAAUACAAGGAUUUAAAGCAAUUGAUAUGGCUACUGAUAAUAUUAAAAAAAUAUUACAAGAGCCCCCUGUGGUUUUAGAUUUAGAAUCUGAACUUUUAGAAGCUUCUAAGGCUGGUGAAUUAGAAAAAGUUCAGAGAGUGUUAACUGCUUAUCCUCAUAUUGUGAACUGUAGAGAUUUAGAUGGACGACAUUCCACUCCACUUCACUUUGCUGCUGGAUACAACCGUGUAGCAGUUUGUCAGUAUCUUCUUUCGCAUGGUGCUGAUGUUCAUGCAAAAGAUAAAGGUGGUCUUGUACCUUUGCACAAUGCCUGUUCUUAUGGCCACUUUGAAGUUACGGAUAUGUUAAUUCAACAUGGUGCCAAUGUAAAUGUUUCUGACUUAUGGAAAUUUACUCCACUUCAUGAAGCUGCAGCUAAAGGAAAAUACGAAAUUGUGCGAUUAUUGCUACAGCAUGGUGCUGAUGAUACAAAAAAAAAUCGUGAUGGACACACUCCUUUAGGACUAGUAAGAGAUAAUGAUAAUGAAGUUGCUGAUUUGUUAAGAGGUAAUGCAGCACUAUUAGAUGCUGCUAAAAAAGGCAUACUAGCUCGAGUUCAAAGACUUCUUACUUCAGAAAACAUUAACUGUCGAGAUACCCAAGGAAGAAAUUCUACCCCAUUGCAUUUAGCUGCUGGUUAUAAUAACUUGGAAGUAGCUGAAUUCCUCCUAGAACAAGGGGCAGAUGUUAAUGCCCAAGAUAAAGGAGGUUUAAUUCCUUUACAUAAUGCUUCUUCAUAUGGUCACUUAGAUCUUGCAGCUCUUUUAAUCAAACAUAACACUACUGUAAAUGCUACUGAUAACUGGGGUUUUACCCCAUUACACGAAGCCGCACAAAAAGGACGAACACAACUAAGUGCACUUCUUUUGGCUCAUGGCGCUGACCCUUUUUUGCGUAACCAAGAAGGACAAACUCCUCUUGAAUUAGCUACAGCUGAAGAUGUGAGAUCAUUAUUAACAGAUGCUAUGGCUUCACAUCCCAGUGCAAAUUCAGUAGAAAACAAUGCAUCCACUUAUGUUCCUACACCACCUCAGUUGUCACCAGAAGAAACAGCUACAGUUGUCAUGCCAUCUGGAGCUUCAGUUGCAUUACCUAGUCCUGGUGGAACUGGUAGAUCCUUCAUGUUAGGUUCACAAGGAGAUGGAUCAGUUAAUGGAUAUGAGAGUGCUCACCCUCAUCCAAAUUGUAUAACAUUAUCAACUGUACAAGGAUUCCUCUCUAGUUUAUGCUUGGAACAAUUGAAUGAAAUAUUUGAGAGAGAACAAAUUACUUUGGAUAUAUUGGCAGAAAUGGAACAUGAAGACUUAAAACAAAUUGGAAUUACAGCAUAUGGUUAUCGGCAUAAGCUAAUAAAAGGGAUGGAAAAAUUAGUAUCUAAACAUGGUGGUGUUUGUUCUGGUUUAUCGGGUGGAAUGCCAUGCACGCUUUUGAUUGAUCUAUUACCCGAGGACAAAGAGUUCAUUACUGUUGAACAAGAAUUACAAAGCACUAUACGAGAGCAUCGUGAUAAUGGACAGUCUGGUGGAAUAUUUAAUAGAUACAAUAUUGUCAGAAUACAAAAAAUUCAAAAUCGCAAGCUUUGGGAUCGUUAUAUACAUCGUAAACGAGAAGUAUCAUUGGAAAAUGGUAAUCAAGCCAAUGAAAGAAUGCUUUUCCAUGGAUCACCCUUCAUUAAUGCAAUUGUCCAAAAAGGAUUUGAUGAGAGGCAUGCCUAUAUUGGUGGCAUGUUUGGAGCUGGUAUAUAUUUUGCUGAAAACUCAUCCAAAAGUAAUCAGUAUGUGUAUGGAAUUGGUGGAGGAACAGGUUGUCCAUCACACAAAGAUCGUUCAUGUUAUCAAUGUCUAAGACAUUUACUUAUGUGUCGAGUGACUCUUGGAAAAUCGUUUGUUCAAUACAAUGCGAUAAAAAUAGCUCAUGCACCACCUGGACAUCAUUCUGUUAUGGGAUCACCUAGUGUUGGUGGAUUAAAUUACUCUGAGUAUGUUGUGUAUCGUGGCGAACAGGCUUAUCCUGAAUAUUUAAUUGCUUACCAAAUCGUAAACCCGUCUGAAACUUUGGAAAGUGGGUAAUCUCAGCUCUGCUAUAAGCAAAAUUUUUUUUCUCAAUUACGUUCCUCUUUCAAUUAUUUAAAAACCUAGCAUGUAAUUUAUCUCAAUUAUAAUUUUUUGUCUUUAAUUAAUAAUACAUAAUUAUUAUAUAGAGGAUUUAAAAAAAGAAUACAUACAUUGUUGAUUUAAAUUCAUUAUUAUUCUUAUAAAUAUGUAUAAAACACUGCCUAUAAUUAAGGUUAAAUAAAACCAGGAGCAGUCUAAAACCUUUUAAGAUCCGGGUGCAAUAGUAUUGGAAAUUUUGAGUUUAAGUCUGAAACUUAAUUAAAUGGUAUUAAAAUUCCCUUAACUGGCUUCAAUUUAUAAAAAAUAAACUCAUCGAAAACUAAACGGCAAAAUACUAAAGCU
Metopolophium dirhodum (rose-grain aphid) is the source of this 4653-nucleotide messenger RNA. RefSeq names its product poly [ADP-ribose] polymerase tankyrase (gene Tnks). Gene Ontology annotation, molecular function: protein binding; NAD+ poly-ADP-ribosyltransferase activity. Bases 766 to 4266 code for a protein of 1166 amino acids. Lineage: Eukaryota; Metazoa; Arthropoda; Insecta; Hemiptera; Aphididae. The record is from RefSeq and is a predicted model, not a curated record. The transcript is spliced from 20 exons.